UUGUUUUGUGAAAUGGGUUGCACGUCGUGCGGGUGUGAUGCCGUUGGAUGAACUCCUGGAAGAACACAGGAAAGGGGAAUUGCCAAUUCUCCUUCAGGAGCUGGGCACAGCAGAAGACUCAAGCUGAGAUUCUCCUUUCUGGACACCUUCAUAAUGUUCGUAGUAUUGUGCUUGGGACUGGAAGUAUCUCAGGCGCACCCAGGUAAGCAAUAGGACACAGCGAGGAACAGGCCCCAUCCCCCAGGGCCCAAUGGCGCUCUCCCCACCCUCUCUGUAUCCCCCGAACUCACUGUACUCGGGACUCCCUCUCAUUGUCUCUGCUCAAACCCCACAGGGCCUCCCUGUUCCGACUGGGCCUGUUCUCACCUCCGGCCUUUGCACUGGCUCAUCCUCUUACCUCAUCAAAACCUUUGCUCAACAUCCCCUUCUCGGGGCAGUUGACGGGGACCAUCCUGUUAAAAUUGGACCCCAUCUUGCUCCCACUUCUCCUGAGUCCCCCUUCCUUUUUCAGUUUUUUUCUUCUUCUGACAUGUUUUACCAUCAAAUAGAUAAUCCACUCUCUCCCCAAGUUUAUGGUCGAUCUCUCCCACUGGAAUGGGAGCUUAAGAAAACAUCCACCUUUGUAUGUUUUAUUUCCUGAUGUAUGUCAAGUUUGUGGAACGGGUAUUCAGUUAGUACUUGUUGAAUGAAGAAAAAGAAACAGAGUCCAGAGUGAGGCAGGCCCUUCCAGAGCAUUGGUUUUGAGGUCUGGUUUCUGUUUUGCUUCUCUUGUUCUGCCUGCCCACCAUGGAGGGGCCCUCUCAGCUUCCGGCACACCCAGCUCCCCUUCCUGCUAGUUAGGGUUAGUGUGUGUGUCUGUGGCCACAAGAGUAAAAGGCUGGGGCAAGUUGGUUCUGCAGAAAAUCGGUUGAUGGGGUGUCUCCCCAGCCCACCCCGGGACUUGCUUCAGCCUUGCAGCUCUGUCCUCCGGGUGCAGGAACAAGGGCCUCUUCUCAGACUGGUGCUCCCGGGGCAGGUCCUGCUCCCUCUAUCCAUCCUUACGCUCCCCACGUAGAGUGCGAUUCUGUCCUCCAUGUCCUCCUGCUAUGAGGUGUGCGUGUGUGCGUGGGUGCGUGAGAGAAAGAAUGAGUGAGCGAGCAGAAGGACCCUCCCCAUUCUCUCUUGUUCUGUGUGGCUCUUUUCUUAUGCCCCCUCCCCAAGCCGAGUUCUGGAAGACCAUUCCUUGUUCUUGUCUUUGUACACAGAGAUUCUCUGUAACGAGAGCUUCACUCCGAGGACUGGAUUGCUGGAGGCUUAGGCAUCAUGAGAGUCGGGACUGUAGGGAGGGGCUUUCCCCCUGGGUCCCUUUUUCAUCCUGCCCCUCCGGGGUGUGACAUCGGGCUGAGCUGCUCUGGCUGAAAGCUUGGUUUGGCAGAGGAUCUCAGGAACUGGGCAAUCUCUCUCGGACUCAGUAGCUCUCCUGGCACCCCCACUUCUAUUCUCUCUGCCAUGUCCUGUCAUCUUCCUGGCCCCACCUCAGGUCCCACCUCCUUUGUGAUGUUCCACCUGCCAUGAGCGGCCUCCCUCAGAAAGCCAAGAACAUUCCCUUCACCUGACUGGUCGUCUUUCCUUCUUUUGCCUGGAUCUUUCCUGCCUCGGUCUGGUGUCCCCAGGAGACCAGGUUCUUCAGGGCAAGUUCCGUCCAGCUCUAGUGUGCUUGGCAUCUAGAUUAGGGCCUUGUUCUGGUGGGACCUAAGCACUUGCCCGUGAGUGAAGGCACCUCCUUGGGGACAGCUCCUGGGCAUGGCACACAGUGGAGGGGUCAAUCAGUAUUUGUGGACUAGAUGAAGACACUCUCCAGAUACUGGCCCUUCCUUCCUGUGUCUAGUCUUUUUAACUGCAACAAUGUUUCCUGCGGACCUAGUAUGUGUUGGUUGCCAUGAAGGCUAUGGAAGUUGAUAAGGCAUGCUUUCUGCACCAAGGGGCUGUACCAGCCCCAGUGACUCGACUCUGAGAAUGCAGGAAACGCAGUAACAGGAAAGGCUGGAAGGGUUCACUCCACACGGGCUCACCCUGGAAAGAUCAGCCAGGCAUCCUCGUGGACUCAUGGAGGGAAACGUGUAAUCCGCUGGGAGGAUGGGUCCGUUGACUUUAUGGGACACGGGACCCUUGGUGUCUCAGGAAUGUGUAUCUGCCCAAGCCCCCACUUGCCCAUGGGGGAUAAUGACGGCAGUGGACUCACAGGGUAGGAGGGGAAUUAGGGGCUGAAGAGCCGUGUCUAGGCCUGUGGGGUGGAAAAGGCAGCAAGGGGCAGGUUUACUGUGAUACGGGGUCUCCUCCACAUGCUUAUUAAAGGAGACAAGUUUCAGCUUUCCUUCUCGGUCUGCCUAGCGGGAGAUUCCCACGCUCAUAAAUGGCAUUAAUAACUUUCUCCCGCCUUUUAUGUUGUUGGGAGGCCUGUCAUCCACCCCAUAAAAGGCAGGGGCAUUGACAGGUCUCUAGCGUGAGACCUGAGCGCUUCCAUCCUCUCCGCCUUCCCUGCACUGCCCUGCACGGCGGAGGCAUGGCGAGCCGUUCCUACCGUCUCGGCUCCGGCUCCGGGGUCAGGAACUUCAGCUCCUGUUCUGCGGUUGUGUCCAAGCCCUCAGCCCGUAGCUGUGUGGGUGUCCUGGCCUCCCUCAGGGGCAGUCCCGGGGGGCCCAGCUACAGGCGCCUGGGGGGCUUCGGCAGCCGAAGCCUGUGUGCCAUGGGGUCCCCGAGGACAGCGGUGAGCUGUGGAUGGCCCUUGCGCAGCGGGAGCAGCUUGGGCUACCGGGUGGGGGGCCUCUUCGGGCCCAGCCUGCCCUGCAUCACCAGCGUGUCUGUCAACGAGAGCCUCCUCACGCCUCUCAACCUGGAGAUCGACCCCAACGCACAGUGCGUGAAGCACGAGGAGAAGGAGCAGAUCAAGAAUCUUAACAACAAGUUUGCUGCGUUCAUCGACAAGGUGCGCUUCCUGGAGCAGCAGAACAAGCUGCUGGAGACCAAGUGGCAGUUCUACCAGGACCGCAAGUGUUGUGAGAGCAACCUGGAGCCCCUGUUCGAGGGCUACAUUGAGACUCUGAGGCGGGAGGCUGAGUGCGUGGAGGCCGACAGCGGGAGGCUGGCCUCGGAGCUCAACCACGUGCAGGAGGUGAUGGAGGGCUACAAGAAGAAGUAUGAAGAGGAGGUGGCUCUCAGGACCACAGCCGAGAAUGAGUUUGUGGUGCUGAAGAAGGACAUAGACUGUGCCUACCUGCGCAAGGCUGACCUGGAGGCCAACGUGGAGGCGCUGAGAGAGGAGAUGGGUUUCUUGCAGGCCCUCUAUGAGGAGGAAAUCUACCUUCUUCAGUCACAAAUCUCGGACACCUCGGUGGUGGUCAAGAUGGACAACAGCCGGGAGCUCAACAUGGACUCGGUUGUGGCCGAGAUCAAGGCUCAGUAUGACGAUGUUGCCAGCCGCAGCCGGGCCGAGGCUGAGUCCUGGUACCAAACCAAGUGUGAGGAGAUGAAAGCCACCGUGAGCCAGCAGGGCGAGAACCUCCGCAGAACCAAGGAUGAGCUCAACGAGCUGAACCGCCUGAUGCAGAGGCUCACAGCGGAGGUGGAGAAUGCCAAGCAGCAGCGCUGCAAGCUCGAGGGCUCUGUGGUGGAGGCGGAGCAGCAGGGCGAGGCGGCCCUCAGAGAUGCCAAGUGCAAGCUGGUAGGGCUGGAGGAGGCCCUGCAGAAGGCCAAGCAGGACAUGGCCUGCCUGCUCAAGGAGUACCAGGAAGUGAUGAACUCCAAGCUGGGCCUGGACGUGGAGAUCGCCACUUACCGCAAGCUGCUGGAGGGCGAGGAGAGCCGCUUGUGUGAAGGCGUGGGCUCUGUCAAUAUCUGUGUGAGCCGUUCCCAGGGCGGCAUGGUCUGUGGGGACCUCAGUGCCACUGUCCCUCGUGGUCCCACCAGCAGUGCCCUCCUCUGUUCCCCUUCUGUAGUGGGGACCUGUUCCAGUGUCAGAUCGGUGCGGUUUGCAUAACAGGCGUAGGUCUGUUGGGCGCAGGGGUGGGAACAGGAGGGAAAAUCUUUGCUCUCUCAGAUCCUAGUGUCAGUGUAGGAGUUUCCCCUGGCUGCAAACCCAGACUAACUCUCCAGUUUCCUCCUUACUGCGGUUAUGACUUACCCUUCAAGGGCAAACCCUGGGGAUGGCAGGACUGCCACCUCCUUUGAGUGUCUCUUGCCGGUGGUCCAGCUUUUUGAUAGAAGCUGCUCAGCCACUUUCUUCCCCAACUAGCUUCAGGUUAGCAGACAUUUACUAAACACUGACCAUGUGCCAGGCCCUCUGGGAAAGGACCUGGGUCAGGGAAUGGGGAUGGGUGGGCAACCUCUGCUUUGCCCUCAGAUAUGGGGUGGGGGGAUGUCACCUCAGCACUUGAGGGCGCAGUGGGGGAAUGGACCAGGGGUCCAGGAGGCCCCUCACUGAUCUGAGAGACUAUGCAUUCCCCAAGUGUCCCUAGCUCUUCAUAUGUCCAGAUAGAAAGGUUGACUGAAGCUCAUGGUUGAGGUGCUUAUGGUGGGUGGUUGGGUUUUGUUUGUUUGUUUUUGUUUUUGUUUUAUUUUGUUUUGUUUUGCAUUUGGAUAAUUCCUGUUAUGGCUCCUUUUCUCUUUGGGUGUGUGUGAUUAAAUAUUGAUGAUAAAAGUUUUCUCUUAGUAAACAAAUGAAUGCCUGCCUCCUCUGCGGUUUUCCCCAGCCCCCAGCCCCCACCCUUCCCCAAGCCCUGACCGUCUCAACACUUCUGCAAGUGUGUUUCCACGGACCACCACCAAAUCAGGGUCCCCAAGGGUGGGAGGUGGAGGGGACUUCUUAAAUAGGUAGAUCCUGGACUCCAUCCAGAACUACUGAAGCAGAAGUUCCAGGGAUGAGCCCAGGAAUCUGAGUUGAAACAAGCUCCCGUGUGAUUCCUAGAGGAACUAAAGCUGAGAACCAUUGGCUUAUGUGGGCAGGGGGAAUAGGGGGGUCAGGUAAUUCUGACCGUGGAACUGACUUCCUCUCUGACUCUCACAGGAUCAGGUUCAUCUCUUUGCAUUUCUCUUUUGACUUUGCCAAAAGGUCAGAGCCAGUCUGGGCCCCCCACACCUGGGUGGGAUGGAGGCGAAGGUGGAAGAGGGUAGGGGACAGGAACCUGUAUCCACAAGCACCUGCUAAGUGUCAGGGACACUGUGUGUGUGUUUCAUUCUUUGUUCACAGCAAUGACAUUAUUAUCUUCAUUUUAUAGAUAAGGAAGUCCAGGCCCACAGAAGUUAAGUACCUUUACUGAGGUCACACAGCUAAUCCAGCAUUCCAGCUGAGGUUUAGGGAAUGCCAAAGUUCACAUACUUUCCACUGUCUUACCCCAGUUGUUCCUUCAGACUAAACAUCCUGGCUCAUCAGACUGUCUCUGGAGGAGGGGUUCUAACUGACCCUGCUUGCUAGUCAGACACUUCAGAAUAAGACACGGAAGAUGACACAAAGGGACCUUCUCGAACUAUUGUAGAAACAACUCCCGUAGUCUCAGCUCUCUAAGAAUCUUGGACAGAUCUUCUUAUGGGACAGGUAAUACAGGCCAAUUAUGCGUGACCCCAGAAGUAAAACCCAGACUUCUGGUUGGAGGACAUUUACUCUGCCUCUGCCCUAUUCCUGAACUGAUAUUCCCCAAGAAGUCCCACCUGGGGAAAUCUGUUUGGAGUCCCCUCUGAGGCAAGGGGUGUCCCCUGCUGAGGUGGAGAGAGGGGUUUCUGAUGGGACAAGUUCCUUUCAUUUGAUUUAUAAGAAGAACUCCACUUCUUCCACUUUAUUUACUAAUUUUUUUUUGGAUUAAAAAAAAGAUUCAAAAACACCUAAAUGUGUGGAAGCUAUUUUGUCAUGAGAAUAGCAUAUUUGAUCUCAAGGCAUAAGAAAAACUAUGAGCAGUUCUUUGGAAAGUGCAGGCCUUCUGAUGCUUUCAGAAUGUGCUGUGCUGGGGAUAUUAUUCCCCUGUGACAGUGGGAGGACCAAGAUCUUUCUUAGUAUAUUACUCCCCUAGUCUCUGCCUCCUGGCCUUGGAGGAUCCCACAGGAGUUGCAUGCUGGGCACACCACAGUCUAGAUCUGAGUUUGAGUGGAGGUAAAACCAAGUCGAAGGGCCACUGGAUCUGCUCUGAGGAGGGAAGGGA
Messenger RNA from Mustela erminea (ermine), 6167 nucleotides. RefSeq names its product keratin, type II cuticular Hb5-like. Gene Ontology annotation, molecular function: structural constituent of skin epidermis. The transcript has 11 exons. The coding region runs from base 2543 to 4015 and encodes 490 amino acids. Gene Ontology annotation, cellular component: keratin filament. Gene Ontology annotation, biological process: keratinization; intermediate filament organization. Lineage: Eukaryota; Metazoa; Chordata; Mammalia; Carnivora; Mustelidae. The record is from RefSeq and is a predicted model, not a curated record.